GGUGACGGCGCCGCUCCCGGGCCCCCCCGCUCCUCUCCGGUCCCUAGACCCCGGGACCCUCCAGCUGGCUCAGCACGGCUCAGCCUGGCUCAGGAGGGCGGGGGCCAGGGAGGGGGCCCCCCUGGGCUCGCCUCCCAAGGGGAGCGGGCCGGGGCGAGGAGCAGAGCAGCCCCGGCCCCGACGGAGAGGAGGAGAGAGAAGUUGUUCCCGCUCCGGGGAAUGCCGAGCCCCUCCCUCCUCCGCGCGUCCGGCUCCGGAAACCUGGGCGCUUUCCUCGGAUUGCUCCCGGGGCCCCUCGUGCCCUGCGCCCGCUCUCGCACCCCCGCGCUCCCGGGCCAUGUCGCUCGUGGGUCGGGCAGUAUGGCGAGUGGAGCGGGCCGGGGGCGGGGGCUGGCGCUGGGAGAGGGCGAUCGGAGUGGACUGCAGCUCCCCGGAGCCGCGCUGCCUCUGGCUUCCGAGUCUCCGCCACGAAGACCGGUGGCUGUCGGGGCUCCACCGUCGGGGGACAGCUACUAGGGGCAGGCCUCCACUGGGCCCGAGAGAUGCGUGCUCUCCCGGACCCCCCCAUCUCUGGCCAGGGCCCAGGACACUGCUGUUACACAAGAAUCCCCAAGAUGGUUUUGGCUUUACCCUCCGGCACUUCAUUGUCUACCCGCCAGAGUCAGCUGUGCACUGUGGUGUAAAGGAGGAAGAGAAUGGAAAUCGAGGAGGGCCCUCCCUCCGGAGCCACCUGGAGCCCAUGGACACCAUCUUUGUCAAGAAUGUGAAGGAUGAUGGCCCUGCCCACCAAGCUGGGCUUCGGACAGGAGACCGGCUGGUGAAAGUGAAUGGGGAGAGCAUCAUCGGGAAGACCUAUUCACAAGUUAUUGCACUGAUCCAGAACAGUGAUGAUGCCUUGGAACUCUCCAUCAUGCCCAAGGAUGAGGACAUCCUCCAGCUGGCUUAUUCCCAGGAUGCCUACCUAAAAGGGAACGAGCCAUAUUCUGGAGAAGCCCGGAGCAUCCCAGAGCCACCGCCACUCUGUUACCCGCGAAAGACCUACGCGUCACAGCCCCGGGCCUCGUCCCGGGUCACCAUGGUGUCUGAGCCCCACUCGGCACCCCCCACCGACCACUGGCGCCCUUCCCCCUGGAGUGAGCCUGGCUACCGGGCCCCAUCGUCCUGCCCCCACCCAGACAACGCCUCUUUUGGGAUGAGCCAGCCGCGCCCCAAUCCUAGUGCCUUUCCCCGCCUUGCUCCUGAUCCUCGGACUUCCCGUGCCUUCCAGGACCCUGGGGUCCGGGCACCCCCAAGCAAACUGGAAUGCCAGCAGGCACUGUCCCACUGGCUGUCGAAUCAGGUGCCUCGGAGGAGUGGAGAGGGGCGGUGCCCAGUUAUGCCCCCUCGCGCUCGAAGUGUCUCCCAGGACCGGCUGGGAGAUGUUGUGGCCCAUCGACCGUGGCCCUGCUCUGCCUCCCAGGAUACCCUGUGUCAUCUGGGGCACGAGGGAUGGCAUCGAGCCCGAUCCGACGACUACCUAGGCCGCUUUGUCCGCUCCGCUGAGGCACUGGGGCCGGGGACACUGGUGUCUCCCCGGUUUGAGCACUCUGGGUGGGUGCCCCAACGUACGCCAACCCGACCCCCGACCUGCCUGCCCCAGGACCCCCCAGGACCGAAGCCCCCAGCUCAGCCCACUCAUCCCAGCUUGGAUGAUGCAGGUUACAUUGGGUACCGAAGUUAUAGCCCCUCUUUUCAGCGCCGGACUGGUCUUCUUCAGGCCCUUUCUUUCCGGGACUCUCCCUUUGGAGGGCUACCUACCUUCAAUCUCCCCCAACCAUCUGCCCCACAUUCAGCUGAGUCCUCAGAGCCACUCAGGGUUACACGGCCAGAGCCUAACACCCAGCCACCAGAGCUGCCCCCCGAAGAGCGGAGGGAGGAGGUGGUUCUCCGACAGAAACCACCCACUGGGCGCAAGGCUCAGCAGCCUUCCCCGAGGCAGAUGAACUUUGGGUUUGGUGAUGAGACCUCAGAACCUGAGUCAAGCGGGCAAGGAGAACAUCCAAGCAGGAAGGUGGCCCCCUUGGCAGCUGCUGAAGACUCACUGGCAUCCAUUCCCUUCAUAGAUGAGCCUACCAGCCCCAGCAUUGACCUAAAAGCCAAGCAUGUACCAGCCUCAGCCGUUGUGUCCAGUGCCAUGAACUCUGCCCCUGUGAUGGGCACCAGCCCAUCCUCCCCAACCUUCACCUUUGCCCUUGGCCGCCACUACUCACAAGACUGCAGCAGCAUCAAGGCCGGCCGACGAUCAUCCUACCUUCUGGCCAUCACCACCGAGCGUUCCAAGUCAUGUGAUGAUGGCCUUAACACUUUCCGGGAGGAGGGCAGGAUACUCCGACGACUCCCUAAUCGAGUGCCCAGCCUUCGAAUGCUGCGAAGCUUCUUCACAGAUGGGUCCCUGGACAGUUUGGGCACAUCAGAAGAUGCUCCCUCCAAGAGGCAUUCAACCUCUGACCUCUCAGACAUGACUUUUAGUGAUAUCAGAAGAGAAGGCUGGUUAUAUUUUAAGCAGAUCCUUACCAAGAAGGGAAAGAAAGUGGGUGGUGGCCUGCGCCAAUGGAAACGUGUCUAUGCUGCGCUCCGGGCACACUCACUCUCCCUGGGCAAGGAGCGGCGAGAGGCUGGUACGGCGGCGGGCGCAGGUGAGGAGGAGACGGCGCCCGUCUGCAUCAGCUCGUGCCUGGUGGACAUCUCCUACAGCGAGACCAAGAGGAGGCACGUGUUCCGGCUCACCACCGCUGACUUCUGUGAAUAUCUCUUUCAGGCUGAGGACCGUGAUGAUAUGCUGGGCUGGAUCAGAGCGAUCCGGGAAAACAGCAGGGCUGAGGGCGAGGACCCUGGCUUUGCCAAUCAAGCUCUGAUCAGCAAGAAGCUUAAUGAGUACCGAAAAGUAAGCCAUAUCUCUGGCCCCAAAGCAGACUCCUCUCCCAAGAGCUCCAGAGUAAUAGCGGGCCUCAAGUCAGAGCUCCUGAAGCAGAAUAUUCCCCGAUCUCCCCGGACCCAGGAUCUUCCUUCAGGGACCAAAGAUGACAGUGCUGCAACUUCAAGAGCCCCCUGGGGCAUCAACAUCAUGAAAAAGAACAAGAAGCCCUCUCCGAGGGCAUUCGGGGUUCGUCUGGAAGAGUGUCAACCCGCUGCAGACAACCAGCGAGUACCGCUGAUUGUGUCAGCGUGCUGCCGCAUGGUGGAGGCAAGGGGGCUCGAGUCCAUGGGCAUUUACCGAGUGCCUGGCAACAAUGCUGUCGUCUCUAGUCUUCAAGAGCAGUUAAACCGAGGGCCGGGGGACAUCAACCUUCAAGAUGAGCGCUGGCAAGACCUCAAUGUCAUCAGCAGUCUCCUCAAGUCAUUCUUCAGAAAACUGCCAGAGCCUCUGUUCACUGAUGAUAAAUACAAUGACUUCAUUGAGGCCAAUAGGAUUGAAGACUCCAGAGAGAGAAUGAAAACACUGCGGAAACUGAUCCGGGAUCUUCCUGGUCACUACUAUGAAACGCUCAAAUUCCUUGUGGGGCACCUGAAAACCAUUGCUGAUCACUCAGAAAAGAACAAGAUGGAGCCCCGUAACCUCGCUCUAGUAUUUGGACCCACACUAGUGAGAACAUCUGAAGACAACAUGACAGACAUGGUGACUCACAUGCCUGACCGGUACAAGAUCGUAGAGACACUAAUCCAGCACUCGGACUGGUUCUUCAGUGAUGAUGAAGAAAAGGGAGAGAGAACUCCAGUUGAUGAAAAGGAAUCUCAGUCAGUGCCCAAUAUAGAGUACCUACUGCCCAACAUUGGCAGGACGGUGCCCCCAGGAGAGGCAGGUUCAGAUUCUAUCAACUGUGGUUCCACCAAAUCCAAGGGCUCGUGGGCCCCAAAGAAAGAGCCGUACACCCGGGAGAUGCUGGCGAUCUCCUUCAUCUCGGCGGUCAACCGCAAACGCAAGAAGAGGUGCGAAGCUCGGGGGCUGGGGAGCAGCACUGACGAUGACUCGGAGCAGGAGGCUCACAAGCCCGGGAUGGGAGCACCAUCGGCAGCGCCUUCGGCGGCGACCCAGGACGGCCCCGAAGGGCAGCCACCGGAAGCCGAAGACGCCGGGACCCCGAGCCACCCCAGCCCCCCGCGGGUCCCCAAAGAGGAGGCUGGGGAACGGCCCGCCGCCGAUACCCGCUCCAUAGUCUCCGGCUACUCCACCCUGUCCACCAUGGACCGCAGCGUGUGCUCGGGGGCUGAGGGCCGCGGCGGAGGCGGAGGGGGCGCCGGCGACGAGGCGGACGACGAACGCAGCGAGCUGAGCCACGUGGAGACGGAUACGGAGGGCGGCGGCGGGCCGCGCCCGGGGCCGGAGGGCCGGCUGCCCCGACGGCCCUCCUUCAGUUCUCACCACCUGAUGCACUGCGAUACUCUGGCCCGCCGGCGCCUCUCCCGUAGCCGGCCCGACGGAGACGACGGGGGCGUCGGGAGCCGGGCUCCCCAUUCCCCCGCCGACCUCGCCGGUUCCGCCUCGUCCAGCAGCCAGGAGUCGCUGCGGCCGCCGCCCGCAGCGGGGGGGAAGGCGGCCCUUACCGCCCGCCCCUCGCUGACCGAGCAGCUACGGCUGCGGCUCCGGGGCUCGGCUGACGACAUGUUCGGGGUGAAGCUCCGGAGGCCCGUCUCCCCCGAAACCCGCCGCCGCCGCAGCAGCUGGAGGCGGCACACAGUGGUGGUGCAGAGUCCCCUCACCGACCUCAACUUCAACGAGUGGAAGGAGCUGGGGGACAGCGGCGGCCUGACCGCCGGAGAAGGGCCCCGGCCUCACAGUGACAAUAAGGACUCGGGUCUCAGCAGCCUAGAGUCAACCAAAGCUCGGCCCUCCUCCAGCUCCACUUCGCCGCCCCCUCAGGCCGGGGAGCUGGCCAGCUCGCGCAGCCAGGCGCCCCGUCGGACGGCUACGUCCCGGCUCCACCAGUGUCUGUGACACGGCGCUCACCGCCACGGAGUCGCCUUUCUGUUCUUGUGCCCCCCAGCUUUAGAUCUCGGGGAUACGGGUGGGGCUGCUUCUGUCCCUCCAGAGUCACCUUUAUUUUUCUGCUUGGCCAGAUAGAUGGAAAAGACAAGUGAAGUCUCUUGCGUUUACGUUUUUGUGCUGGAAUUGGUGAGAGAGAAGAAAAUGGGAAGUUGGGGGGACAAAGUGAGAGCGAGUGAAGAGGACAGGGAUGGCAAAAGAGAGCAAGUCAGGGAGAGAAGAGAAGCAGAUAAGCCCUGGAGAGAGAAGGGAGGAGAAUGUAGGAAAGAUGGUUAAGUGGGGUCAAGGUCCAGGCGUUCUGUGAUCACCUGGAUGUUUGCUUCUGUAUUUCCCUCUUGGAGCCCUACACCCCCGAGCCCAAACAUCCCCUUUUACCUAUGCAGGGGAAGGGCACUCCCUGGUUUUAUUCUAAAGGAAAGAUGAAUGAUGCCAGUUGCUUAUUUCUCUCCCUAUCCUGACCCCCGCACUAGUCAUGGCUACCUGAUUCUCGGAGUUAGGGAGGGGAGUAAACAAUUCCGUAUCUCUCGGAGCUAUUGUGUGUAGGGGCUGGGGGGAGCUAGGUAUUAUGUGGAUGUAUGCCCUGUGUGUGUAUGUCUGUAUUUGUGUGCACUGUAAUCCCAGCCAACAAAUUUCUGUAGCAGUUUGCAACCUGUCCCCAGCUGUCUAUAAGCGUCCCCGCUAAAAGUCAAAACUUGCUUCUUCCCACCGUGCUGACUGGGCCAUCCUUCCUCCCUCCCCCACUUUGUUCCUUGCUGCUUGUCCGAGUGAGAUCUGAGGGAGAAACUGGGUCUCCCUUCCCUGAGACAAAGACAAACAUCGGGAUUUCACCUGACUCUAAACGUUUGCCAAAUGUCUCAGAGCUCGGAUCAGCACCCCAGAAAGGGCUUUGACCAUGGGGAGCUGCAGUAGCAAGAUCCCCAUAGUUUUUUUUGGAGGGGGGGAGACUUUAGGUGCUUCCUUCUACUUCCCUCUACUUAUCUUUUUAUUCUUCCAACCCAGUCUGCUCUUGUUUUCAGGACUUGAGUAUCUGGGCCACCAUUUCCCUUGGGGGACAAGGAUCACUGCCACCCACGAUCACCUACACAUACACAACCCACGGGCUAAGAAAUCAAGUUGUUCCCUUCAAGGUGGGUGGGUGGGUGGGUAGGACUGCCACCUCUCUCCCCACAUUGUAAAUAGACUGAAAAUAACCAGAUGACUCCACCCCACUCCAAAAUCCAGUCAUUCCAGGGAAGCCUCAACGGGGAUUUCAUUUUCAAUGGCUGGUAGUCCUAUUUUAUGCAAAGAUUUGCUGUAAAGUGGAUUUCUCUCCCCAUCCCUUUUUUUGUAAAUAGUGUCUUUAAAUGUGUAACAUAUUAUAAAGAAUUUAUAAGGAUUUUUAAAGAUGUUUCACUCAUUUAAAAAGUGCUGUAACAGUGUUGGAUAAAUUCUACUUUCUCCCCCAACUCUUCCCCUCCCAUCUCCGCAUGUCUCUUCUUUCCAUGUGUCAUUGGGACACCUUUCUUUAGGCAACAACUAAAAGUUUCUGCUUCUGAAGAAUCCUGUCUUAAAAGUGCAGUCUAUAUAUUGGAAAUAAAUGGCCUUCUUCAAA
This is a messenger RNA of Antechinus flavipes (yellow-footed antechinus), 6611 nucleotides long. RefSeq names its product Rho GTPase activating protein 23 (gene ARHGAP23). NCBI's taxonomy places the organism in Eukaryota, Metazoa, Chordata, Mammalia, Dasyuromorphia, Dasyuridae. The record is from RefSeq and is a predicted model, not a curated record. Gene Ontology annotation, biological process: signal transduction. The coding region runs from base 338 to 4972 and encodes 1544 amino acids. Gene Ontology annotation, molecular function: protein binding. The transcript has 24 exons.